AUGAAGUCUUUGCUUGAUGUGGGCUUGUAUGAGUCUAGGUCCUGGGCAAAAUGGGGUGCAGUCAAAUGGGUUCAGAACCACCGUGCCCUCGCAGCAAACACCUAUGACGAGAACGUGAACGAGGGUGAGGACUACAACCAGCACAUCACGUUCGCUGACUUCAAGAAGAUGGUCCGGCCUAGCAUUAAGGGAGACGCAUCUGGUGCAGAUGUGGAUGCAAUCUUCAAGCGCGCAUGCUUCAUCCUCAACACCAAGAAGUUCGUGUACUACCGCCCUUCUGGAGUUAACGAGGAUAAGGUGGCACGCCGCUUUGUGGAAGGCCCUGACUUUCUGACGCAGACAGGAAAGAUGCUGUAUGGCAAGUACAAGGACAACUGCAAGACAUUGCCCGAGAAUUUCGAGGAGGAGGUGCGCAAAGAGCAAGCCUGGCUUGAGCUUGUCUUCAAGCAGAAGCAAGAGAAGCAGGACCCCAAGUACAAGCAGAACCAGCAGCUGAGGCAGCUCUUCCGUGGGCGUGAGGAAAACAAGUCUUGCCUCGAGAAGAUGGAGACGAAGGUCAAGGUCAAGAGAGAGAUCGAGGAAGCCCGGGCAGACGAGGCCUUGAAGAAGGCCAAGGUCUGGAGCACAGAGCUGAAGGCCAGUAGGACUUUCAUUGUGUUGGAUGAUGAGGAUAACACGCAGGCCGACACGGUAGACUAA
This is a messenger RNA of Effrenium voratum, 699 nucleotides long. The record is from the annotation of a GenBank genome assembly. Lineage: Eukaryota; Dinophyceae; Suessiales; Symbiodiniaceae.